Messenger RNA from Closterium sp. NIES-67, 725 nucleotides. The record is from the annotation of a GenBank genome assembly. Lineage: Eukaryota; Viridiplantae; Streptophyta; Zygnematophyceae; Desmidiales; Closteriaceae.
UCCCUUCGCACUCUCCCCUCCAGCAACGCUUCGUGCCUUAGUUUCCCCUCACUCACACAGAGAUGGCUGCCGUCGCUUCCCUGCCGACUUUCUCCGGCCUCAAGGCCGUGUCCGUGCAGAAGGUCGCGGUGAAGGCCGCUCCCGCUGCCGUGAAGCUUGCUCCCGUGAGCGCGUCCCUCAAGGAUGCCUCCAAGGCCCUCGUUGCCGUCGGUGCCUCCGUGCUCCUUGCCGGCAGCGCCAAUGCCGCAACCAUCCUGAUGGGUGCCAACGACGGCGGUCUCGCCUUCGUCCCCAAGGUGUCCACCGUGAAGGCCGGCGAGGAGAUUGUCUUCAAGAACAACGCUGGCUUCCCCCACAACGUUGUCUUCGACGAGGAUGAGGUGCCUGCUGGCGUUGAUGCCGAUGCCAUCUCCCACCCCGACCUGAUCAACGCUCCCGGCGAGACCUUCUCCGUGAAGCUGUCCGCUGCUGGCACCUACGAGUACUACUGCGAGCCCCACCAGGGCGCCGGCAUGACCGGCAAGAUUGUCGUGUCGUAAAUGGCUUGACACGUUGUAACUAUUGUUCAAUACACUGAAUUACAUACCAUUCGCGAUACUUGCAUAUUAUUCUCUCCAAUACGGAGGAAGCAUACAUCCCAAACAUGCCGUACAAUUCCUGUAACUUCCAUGGCGGAUUUGCGGCAUUAGAGUGAUUUGCGGAUUCCACCAAGCACUGUGUAGCUU